Messenger RNA from Tilletiopsis washingtonensis, 1164 nucleotides. Its product is annotated as Arabinanase/levansucrase/invertase. The transcript is spliced from 10 exons. The record is from RefSeq and is a predicted model, not a curated record. Gene Ontology annotation, molecular function: hydrolase activity, hydrolyzing O-glycosyl compounds. Lineage: Eukaryota; Fungi; Basidiomycota; Exobasidiomycetes; Entylomatales. Gene Ontology annotation, biological process: carbohydrate metabolic process. Bases 1 to 1164 code for a protein of 387 amino acids.
AUGCGCUCCUGCCUGCUCCUGCUGUUCAUCGCGCAGGUCGCCUUUGCGCGGCAUCGUAUCCCAUCGCCGCAUCGUCGCACCUUCGAGUCGCGCGAUCGCAGCCUUGACACGACGCCGCCCUUUGCCGAGCGCGCACUGGCCGACAACAUCGCGGCGCUGCUGGGCGCACCGAUGAACUCGCUCAUCGCCGGCAUCUCCCAGGCCGCCACAGCACUCGAGUCGCUCGGCUUCGGACCGCCCGACAUGGCUGGCAUCGAGAAUGGCCUUGGGCCAGGACAGGACCCGGACGCCGUGUCGCGCCUCGAGCCGGAUGCGAGCGGCCGGCGUGCCGAGGGGAACCUGACGUACUACUUUGUGACCAACGACUUUGCCCGCGGCAUCUACAUGCUCAAGAGCCAGGACCUCAACUCCAUCUUUGCCGAUCCAUCAAGCGAGAAGCAGAUUUUCGAGUACGACAAGGCCGUCGGCACCGAGGCGCCGUCGCUGUUCGAGUGGAGCGAGGGCCGCUGGCUCAUCUACGUCUCGUCCGUCGGUGCCGAGGGCAACGGCUCGAUGCGCGUGCUGCAGGCAAAGAGCGACGACCUGUGGGGCGACUGGGAGGAUCUGGGCGAGAUGCGCCAUGCCAACGGCGACCGGCUAACAAACUACGACGGGCAUGCCUUCCGGCAUCCGAACGGCAAGCGCUACUUCACCUAUAGCGCAUUGCGCUCAGUCGAGAUUGCCGAGCUCACCUCGCCCACGACGGUCGGGCGGGCGACGGUGUGGGCGUCGGGCGAUGGCGAACGCACGAUCGAGGCACCGGGUAGCUUCGUCUCGGGCCAGAAGCUCAACAUUAUCUGGAGCGAGAACGUCUUUGCACAACCUGACUACAACACUAUCAACCGCGCCAUCUCCGUCGACGAUGAUCCGCUUGACCCCGCCUCUUGGCGCAACUCGGCAAACGUCACCUUUCUGCGCUCGGGCAACGGUGUCUACGGCCCCGGCUCGGCAUGCGUGUACAACGGGCCCGACGAGCGGCCAUGGAUCGCGUACUCAGCCUUCUACAUGCCGCAAGGCUUCCCACUGACAGAGAACCCGCGACGUGUGCAGACGCAGCCACUGAUCGUGUACGACGACGAGAUCCAGCCGAUGGCGCCGGAUCGUCCCACGCGCUUUCUAGACUAA